Messenger RNA from Xylaria bambusicola, 1230 nucleotides. RefSeq lists its product as uncharacterized. Lineage: Eukaryota; Fungi; Ascomycota; Sordariomycetes; Xylariales; Xylariaceae. The record is from RefSeq and is a predicted model, not a curated record. Bases 1 to 1230 code for a protein of 409 amino acids. The transcript has a single exon.
AUGAAAUAUAUCAGUCAACAUUCCGAUCGCCUCCAAGAGGCUCGCGAUAAGAUCGCCGAGCUUGAAGCGGAAAAUAAACGGCUCAGGGGAGAAAAUGUCGUUCUAAGAGCUCGUGCAAUGACGAGACCUGCCCCUGUGCCUAAUCCUGUACACACUGAGCGCCCAAACUUUACAGCAUCAACAGCGUCGUCACGACAAAAGGAGAAGAACGUGGCGCUUCCCAACGACAAGCCACGCAAGGCUGUCCAUGUUAAUGGAAAGCCUUAUAUAUACGUUGAUGGGGUGCCAAUCUUCUGCGGCAACCCCAUUCACGCUCGAUCCCGCUUUAUGGAUUCGACAGAAGCUUCAAGGUAUCGAUUAUGGGCGAAUAUAGACGAUAGACAGGCGCGACUGCUAAGAACAACAACAACACCUCGAAGCUGUAGAAAGCCUCAAACCUCAGAAUGGCAAUAUGGGUCUGAUUCUGGGUACGAUUCACCCUCUACAGAACCGGUGUCUAUCAUUGAGCAAGGCUGGCAAAUUGAAGAGCCCUCGUCGCAACAAUUCUCUGAGUCUUCUGAGAAAGAAUCAGACGACACGCCGGGGCUGGCUGAACGAACACGACUAGACGAUUCGCUUGAUGGGAUUCUUCACAUUAUCAUGACGAAUAGCGAGACGAAUCUACGCUAUCUUCGCAAGGCUGCCAAGAUUGUCCAAACUUCGAUAUGGCACGCAUGGAAGAACGGAAUGGGUUACAUCGGGGCAGAUUUCGCGGACGGCCCACAUCUCAUCGGGCUUGGGCGGAAUGAACUACUGGAGUGGGUAAGCCGCUCUUCAGCUUCUGGGUGGAGGGCGUACAAUGCGAUGAUGGCAGUGGUUGAGAUGCGAAAUACCAUCAGUCACCCUAACGGCUGGGAGCUUCGAAGAAGCUGUAUAAUCGAUGAUCGCCUCGAACGAGCCCAGAAAUUAUGUGUUGAGCUGGGGGAUGAAGAUGGCGCCAUAGAAGUUAGGAAGCUUCGAGACGCUCUUCAUGCGGAUGUGCAAGAUACCCUCCAGCGUAUCAUGGCUUGGCACCAUCUCGUUGUGCUUUCGCAUUCGGAAGCUCUGGACAUCGAACCCCAUCACAUCAAGAUGCUGGAGAAAGUAUUGGACCAUUGGGAAUUCUGGGAGCACCGAGGGUCGGAAGAAUUAAAAUUCUACCGUACCCUUUAUGAGGUAGCUCAGUCGUGGGUUAAUCACCGCAAUGAGUGA